AUGAAGCGCCGGCUACUGCUCGCGUUCACUCUGCUUUGGGUUGCACGUUCGUUCAGAGUGGAGGGGGACCCUGACUCCCUGGAUGUGGACGAGGACCACCACUCUGUGGAGCCCCAAGCCCAGCUCCGCAAGAGCCAGGAUCUCAUGGCCAGAGUCGCCAAGCAGGAACACCAGAUGCCCUUUUGCCUGGUGUUCUUUAGCACAAUCUCCAAGCUGCUUGUGUUGCUUCUGGCCCUUGGCCCGGAGGCGGUGCGGAAAGAGGAGCCUACCAGUGGUUGGGGAAGAUUCAAGGCAAAUGCUAAGGUGGCAUUCCAGUGGUUCCUUCUGAUUCUCUUCCUGGCGGUGGUGGUGAUGGAUGUCGUGGGGCUUUGGAAAGUCUUUCGCCUCUGUCGUGACAAUGGCAUCAGCUGGCUGUGCACAUUCGCUGCGGUUGUAAUUAGAAUGUCAAUGUCUAGCAAUGCGCAGACGGCUUUUGCGAUGAACGGGCUGGCCGUGACCUACGACCACCACUUAUCGUUUGCUCAAUGCCACAAAAGCAGUAAGCAAUAUGUCCCAGAGCCAGGUGCCAUGCAGCAGCUGAUGAUCACGCAGAAGGGCUGGCCGGCUUGGAUAUUGUACCAACUCGGCAUGUGCUUCUAUAUGCUCAACAUGACGCUGCUGGUGCCAGCAGUCGUUGUCCUGAUAAGUCUACUACUGGGGUGGGUCCCAUUUGUUAUAUUUGGUUCUGCAUCUGUGUUGGCAAAAGCCUUCCACUGGUGUGCCAUGAAGAGAAGUGACAAGGCGACAUAUGAAGCGCUGCCUUUCAACAAGUAUGAAGAUGGAGAGUAUGAGAACAUGCGAAAUCUCUACCGCCACAUGGUGCGUGGAGCGCAAAACUCGCACGUACUUGCUGGGAUCAACCUCCAAAAAGAUGCGACACUCCAGUCAAAGUACCGCCGUGACCUUGCAACCUACAAAGAACUUGGCUCAACAGAGGCUGGCAUUCUGAAUUUUGCAGGCUGGCAGCUUGGGGGCCCAUUGGCUUUCGCAACAGCCGCACUGAUGGCUAGCCGCAUGCUUGCAUGGCUGCAGUUCGGAGAGCACUCGUGGGGUGCCUUCAGAACAGAGUACUGGCAAGCGGUAUUCACAUUUGGCGAGCGUCACUGGUGGUCUUACCGGGACUACAUACUCUCGUGCAAGGACGACGUGAUCUCCACGUGGGGCCGGACUCCAGCAAUUGCUGCCAAAUUAAUUGACGUCGUAAGCAGAGUGAUAUGA
This is a messenger RNA of Symbiodinium pilosum, 1257 nucleotides long. The record is from the annotation of a GenBank genome assembly. Lineage: Eukaryota; Dinophyceae; Suessiales; Symbiodiniaceae.